This is a messenger RNA of Cimex lectularius (bed bug), 1828 nucleotides long. RefSeq names its product atrial natriuretic peptide-converting enzyme-like. Bases 42 to 1673 code for a protein of 543 amino acids. Lineage: Eukaryota; Metazoa; Arthropoda; Insecta; Hemiptera; Cimicidae. Gene Ontology annotation, molecular function: protein binding. Gene Ontology annotation, cellular component: plasma membrane. The transcript is spliced from 11 exons. The record is from RefSeq and is a predicted model, not a curated record.
GCUCCCGGUAGCCCAGUGUCCCUCGAGACAAGUGCCCAGACAUGUUCUUCAGGAGGACCAUGUCCGUCGCAGGCGAAGAGGACGAAGGAGCUUCGACGACGGCCAGCGCCGAAGCCCUCGCCCCUGGCCCUGCGAGAGCACCGGCGAGAUUCCACUAUCUUACAGACCAACCACUCGAAAUAACCAGCUCACUCAAAGGAUACAAUUUUAAUUACCCGAGAGCAAGAACAGAGGCGCUGUAUAAGGCAGAACCUGCAAGGCACCGAGAUGCGAUGAACUUCACCAACUGGCGCAUCCUCAAGUGGUUGCUAUUGCCUUUGUUGACCCUUCUUUUGCUGGGUGGUGUCGUCUACUCUAUAAUUUGGGCCACACAAGUUCGACCGAAAGCAAUUACAAAUGCAACCUUCACCUUCGAGACAGAUCUUGAUCUUGAAUCUCACUCGAGUUUAGCACAGUUACCAGACAACGAGACAAACAGCACAUACAAGUCUUUAGAGACAAUGAUUGAAGAACCGGAAAAGGAAAUCGAAGAAGAAUCGGAUCUGAGCAAAGAAAUGGCACUUGCUGAAGAAGUCUCUUUUAUAGACAGGCUCAUAUCCAAUUUCCACGAGAGCGCCAAAAAACAAGAGAAACCUGUGCAUGAAGGGCUGAGCGUUAAGCAGUUCACGAGCUUGGGCGAAACCGGAUACAUGAAGAGAAUAACAAAUGGGCACAAAUAUGGAGAAUAUCAAUCUGCUCCAUCUAUGGGCAAAUUGUUGAGCAUGAGCACUACAGCUCUACCUGUAUCUCCAACUCUACCGAGCCUGCAACCACGGGGUGUUCCACAGCCAACUCAGCCUCCAUACAACUACACAGAAAGCAAUUGUCACUCUCCUCAGUUACAAAUAUGCCGAGGGGUGAUUCCGUGGGAUCUAACAUCAAUUCCAUCCUUGCCCGGGAUAAACACAAUGGAGUCUUUAAGAGACGCAAUGCCUUAUUUCGAACUCAUUCUGGAUUCCGGGUGUAGUCCGAGGUCCAGGCAGUUCCUCUGCUCCCUACUUGAGCCUGAGUGUCGCCCCCUCGGCCAGCUCGUCACUCCUCCAUGCAGAAGUCUUUGCAAAGCCGUUGCGGAAGAUUGCCACGACUUCAUCCUCGAUUUGUUGGACCUUUCGCAGGUCUUUAAAUGUGACAACUAUCCCGAUGCUGAAGAUUCUUGUGUGAAUCUUGCAAAAGGUGAGACCUGUCUGAACAAGGAGUUCAGCUGCGGUGACGGAACUUGUAUUCCAAACAGGUGGAGAUGUGAUGGAAAAAAAGAUUGCUUGAAUAGCAUAGACGAAGCCAAUUGCACUGCUUGCAACAAUUACCAAUUUGCUUGUGGCAGCAAAGAUCAAUGCGUUCCUUUGGAAUGGAGAUGUGAUGGUCACCCCGAUUGUAGGGAUUCGUCUGAUGAAAACAACUGCCAAGGAAACGAAGAGAAUACAGUAAAAGGAGAAAACAACCUUAAAUACUUAGUAGUUCCUCAAAAACAUGAUAUGAUAGCGAUGCAUUCUUCUCACUCACACGCUUCACCUUGCCCGACGAGCGAAUUGAGAUGUUUGGACGGAAGGUGUAUCACUCUCCAGCAAAUCUGUGAUGGCAAAAAGGACUGUAUUGACGGCGCCGAUGAAGCAAACUGUCAGCUCCCUUACACCUGAUUUACUCUCUAACUCGAAUCCAUCAUCCUAAGAAGUUUCUUAAUUAUAGUUAUGUGCCAAAUAUAAAAAGUAAAAGUUGAAAAAGCAUGUUAUAUUCGGAUAGAAGAAAAACCUCGAUAUGCAAUCUUUAAAAAAUAAACAAUAUUCUGAAUUAA